AUGUCCGAUGCCAUCUUUCCUAUCCGUGGGGGACGGCCGGUACUACGGCACAGCUCUCUGUCCGGGGGAUCGUUCAUACAGGACCACCAGCAGUAUAAGCCAUCCACAUCUCUUGCCCACGAGUCUCUCUUCCCCCCCCUUUCUCUCCGCAGUGGCCCCGCCCUGGCUCACCCCAACGUGAAGGAGAGUGGGAUUGUGCACUCGCUCUUCAACGAGUCGCCCGUCUCCCUCCCGGCAAACUCCCCCAAAUUGGUCGCUACCAUUUUCUACAGGGCCUCCGAUCCAACCGUUCACCCGCGUCCUCACCGCAUCUCCUCGCAGCCCAGGCCUACAGGCAGACGCCGCGCCCCCACCGCGGUGCGCGCUUCCGCUCCACCCCUGGACGUCGAACAGCCUCCCCGGGACCCGGGUCCAGAGCCGCUAGACCUCCUCUACGGCCAGUACGUGUCGCAGCUGUGCCUCACGAAUUUCCUGCAGAUCAUGGAGGAGCUGCCCACUCCUUACCAACGCAUGAGGACCUCGCACCGCUGUCUGGACAAAGAGGGCCGGCCGCGGGUGGUCGAGGUGACCAUCUGUCCGCCGCCGAAGGAAGAGUAUCUCUCCUUCGAGGACAUGCAGAAGCACGAGAACAUCUGGCGCUUUGAGCGGGAAUGGAAUGUGGAAGUCAUCAUCCAGCGGGAGAGCGUGUUCAGGAGGCACAAGCGGCUGGCCGUGUUUGAUAUGGAUAGCACCUUGAUCCAGCAGGAGGUCAUUGAUGAAAUGGCCCGCUUCAUCGGUGCGGAGAAGGAGGUUUCUGAAAUAACCGCUCGUGCCAUGAGCGGGCAACUCGACUUUGCCGAAUCCCUAAGAGCCCGUGUGAGUCUCCUCAAGGGCGUGCCCGCAGACGUCUUCGAAAAGCUCAAGCCAAUCAUCACCAUCGCCCCUGGUGCCCGCGAACUCUGCCGCGGCCUGAAGACCCUCGGAUUAAAACUAGCAGUCCUCAGUGGCGGCUUCCAACCCCUCGCAGACUGGCUGGCCGGUGAACUGGGGCUGGACUACGCCUUCGCCAACCACCUCGAAAUCGACCCUGCGACACAAACACUCACCGGCAACCUCGUGCCCGAACAUCCGAUCAUCGACGCUGUGCGAAAACGCAACCUCCUCCUCACCCUCGCGGAGGAUAAUGGCAUUGCCAUCAAGCAGACCUUGGCGAUUGGCGAUGGCGCGAAUGACCUGCUCAUGCUGAAGGAGGCCGGGUUGGGUAUUGCGUGGAGGGCAAAGAGCAAGGUGCAGCUUGAGGCGCCGGCGCGGCUGAAUGGGACUUCGCUGGUCGAUAUUUUGUAUCUGUUUGGCAUGCAUCGGGAGGAGAUCGAGGAGCUGGUCAAGGAUGGUGGUUGA
Molecule: messenger RNA, 1377 nt
Organism: Paracoccidioides brasiliensis Pb18
Product: phosphoserine phosphatase SerB
Exons: 3
Coding region: 1-1377 (458 amino acids)
Biological process (GO): L-serine biosynthetic process; dephosphorylation
Cellular component (GO): cytoplasm
Molecular function (GO): magnesium ion binding; L-phosphoserine phosphatase activity
Source: RefSeq, a predicted model, not a curated record